Erigeron canadensis is the source of this 2440-nucleotide messenger RNA. Its product is annotated as putative receptor-like protein kinase At5g39000. Gene Ontology annotation, molecular function: ATP binding; protein kinase activity. The transcript is spliced from 7 exons. NCBI's taxonomy places the organism in Eukaryota, Viridiplantae, Streptophyta, Magnoliopsida, Asterales, Asteraceae. The record is from RefSeq and is a predicted model, not a curated record. Gene Ontology annotation, biological process: protein phosphorylation. Bases 58 to 2136 code for a protein of 692 amino acids.
UCUGUUUCCUUUUGUAAAGUCUUCAUGAUUUAUCCUAUCAACUAGUUUGAUUCAUCAAUGAUGUCUUUUGAAACUAGCGAUGGUAUCAAGUCUGAACCUUCUACCUCCACAUCUCAAUGGUUACAACCACCAUGCCGUAAAUUCAAACUGCAUGAAAUUCUUUCAGCAACGGAAAACUUCAACGAAUCAUUUGUGAUUGGUAGUGGGGGCUUUGGAAAAGUGUACAAAGGGAAAGUUAUCGUCGGAACUAGUCAUGUUGUCGCUGCUAUUAAACGGUUAGAUCUGAUGUCAGAUCAAGGAGCAACAGAGUUCUGGGCUGAGGUCGAGAUGCUUUCUAAGUUGCGUCACUCUCAUCUAGUGUCUUUGAUUGGUUAUUGUAACUAUGAACAGGAAAUGAUCCUUGUAUACGAGUAUAUGCAGAACGGAACCCUUGAAGAUCAUCUCCAUAAACCACUCCGCACCCAUCUUUCUUGGGUUGAGCGGCUAAAGAUUUGCAUAGGUGCAGCUCGUGGGCUAGACUACCUCCAUACUGGAACUGGUAUUGAGUUUGGUGUUAUACACCGAGAUGUCAAAAGUUCAAAUAUUUUGUUAAACGAAAACUGGGCAGCUAAAAUUUCCGAUUUUGGGUUGUCCAAAAUAGGCCCAACGAAUCAGCCACGCACUUAUGUCAACACUCUUGUAAAAGGUACUUUCGGGUAUCUUGAUCCUAACUAUUUCGCAACCGGACAGUUGACAAGGAAGUCUGAUGUGUACGCUUUUGGGGUGGUAUUGCUUGAAAUGUUGUGUCAGAAGCGGCCAGUGGAUAGGAGUCUUGAAUUUGGUUUAGCUACAUGGGCACAAGACUCGGUCAAAGAAGGUAACUUAAAGAAUAUAAUUGAUUCUGGUAUAAGGGGUGAAAUAUCCCCAAAAUGUUUGAAGGGGUUUGCAAAAAUUGCCAUAAGAUGCUUAGAAAGUCAUCCAAAGCAUCGGCCUACAAUGACCGAGGUUAUAUUCAGUCUCGAAUCUAUACUUACCUUGCAGUUGCAAAGUCCAGGCAAGUCGAUAUUUACUAAAAUGAUUUAUGUGUUUCCCUUCAACUCCGCUGCUGAAAACCCAGAUCCAUCACUCAUCAAGAACACUACUUCAAAGGCAACAAUAGGAUCAAAUAAUGACGCAGCAAGUGACGUUAACACAGUGGAUCCACAUGGCUCGAUAGUGCCACAUCCAAAUCUUCGGGUAUUUAGCUUUGCUGAACUAAAAGUUGCUACUAGAAAUUUUCAAAAUGUUACAGUUUUAGGUGAAGGUGGAUUUGGAAAGGUUUAUAAAGCUUGGAUUAAAGACAAGCCGAAUUCCAGUUCCAAACAGAAUGUAGUUGCUGUGAAAAAGAGGGAUUCUAACAGCCUUCAAGGAUUGAAAGAAUGGCAGUCGGAGGUGGACUUUCUAGGAAGGCUUUUUCAUCCGAAUCUUGUGAAACUAUUGGGAUAUUGUCAUGAGGAGACGGAGUUGCUACUUGUAUACGAGUUCAUGCAAAAAGGAAACUUCGCAAACCAUUUAUUUCGAAGAGGUUCUAAUGUUCAACCACUUCCAUGGGAUAUUCGGCUCAAGAUUUUAAUAGGAGCAGCUCAGGGACUAGCAUUCUUGCACAGUUCUGAGAACCAUGUAAUUUACAGAGAUUUCAAGGCGUCACACAUAUUGCUAGAUGGGUCUUACAAUGCAAAGAUAUCUGAUUUUGGGCUUGCAAAACUUGGUCCCUCGGAUAGUCAAUCACACGUUACAACACGUGUUAUGGGAACUUAUGGCUAUGCUGCUCCUGAGUAUGUUUCUACAGGGCAUUUGUAUGUGAAGAGUGACGUCUAUGGUUUUGGAAUUGUGUUAGUUGAAAUGUUAACAGGAAUGCGAGCACUUGACACUCAGCGGCCAGCUGCCCAACAAAAUCUGGGCGAUUGGGUCAAACCAUACCUAGCUGACCGAAGGAAGUUAAAGACCAUAAUGGACUCACGACUCGAAGGAAGAUACCCGUCAAAGGCUGCAGGCCAAAUCGCUCAGUUAGCCCUCACAUGUCUUGGACCCGAACCAAAAUCCCGCCCAUCCAUGAAAGAAGUGGUGAAAAAGCUCAAACAAGUCUAUGCCAUAAGUGAAACGCCAAAGGUACUCUAGAGUACACAAUUCUGUCCAUUAAUUACUAUAUCAACACUCACAACCAUGAACCACCUUCACAUCAUCGACGUUCUCCACAAUCUCAUGCCACACCAGAAGAGAACCGAGGAAGUCGCCGGUCACCAAAAGGGUGGUUAAAUUACAAUUUUACCCAUGUGGAAUUAAAGUCUCAGGUGUUAUUAUAUAGGUUAUUUUAUACGCUUAAUUUAUGACCAAGUACAUUGUGUGUAAAACUUUCAAAGAGCUUAUAGCAGUUUGAUGUUGUUUUUGUUUGAGUUUUACAAUUAUUGCUAAAUAAUACAAU